AUGAAAAGAGGUGCAGCCCCAGUUUCCGAAAGAUUAUUGAAAAAGGUCAAACAAGGUAGUGGUAAGACUGCUACAAGUGGUGAAGAGAAGAAGAAGGCAUCAUCUUCAUCAAGUGCUGAAAAAAAAGUUGAAAUACAAUAUUGUAAUGUACCAUUGAUGAUUGAACCAGAAUCGGAGGAAGAAGAACCAAUUCUUCAACCAGCUGAAAUUAAAAAGGAACAACUUGUGAUGAAGCAUACACCAAAGGAUGGUAUUGAAUUGAUGAAAAAUCCAAAAUCUAAUGAUUCCAGAGCUCAAGGAAAGUCAGUAUUAGACUGGGUUUAUGCACCAAUAGAUAUGGAUAAAUUAUAUCAAGAAUUCGUAGAGAAGAGAGUUUUGGUAAUCAGAAGAAAUGAAGUAUAUCCAGAUUACUACAAGGGAUUAUACAGUUUGGAUGAAAUUAAGAAAACUCUUGUGGAUCAUGAACUUAGAUAUUCUUACGAUUUGGAUUUGGCUCUCUAUAGAAAUGGACGUCGUUUCACAUUGAAUCCUAAUAAGGAUGAUGUUGCUGAUCCAACAUUAGUAUGGGAUUUAUAUGAAAAUGAAAAGUGUUCCAUUAGAAUGUUGAGACCACAAGAACACUCUGAUGUCUUGUUGUCUUUAUUGUGUCAUUUUGAAGAAUAUUUCGGUCAAGGAGCUGGUUUGAAUGCUUAUUUAACACCUGCUGGUUCUCAAGGAUUUGCUCCUCAUUACGAUGAUAUUGAAGCUUUCCUCAUUCAAUUGGAAGGUGAAAAGCAUUGGAAGAUUUACAGACCUCUUGAAAAUCAACAAUAUUUGGAUAGAUUCAGUUCCAAGAAUUUCACUCAAGAAGAAGUUGCAGGAUUUGAAUGCUUUGAAAUCUUGUUAAAACCUGGUGAUAUGUUAUAUGUUCCAAAGGGUGUUAUUCACCAAGCUGUCACAUCACAAGAUCAGCACUCCCUCCACAUUACUGUUUCCACUUCACAUUUGAUGAGUUGGACUGAUUACUUGGAAAAGGCCCUUCCUUUGGCUCUCCAAAUGGCUACAGAAAAUCAUGUUGACUUGAGAACAGCUCUACCAAAAGACUUUAAAGAAUACAUGGGAACUAAUAUUGCUGAAUGUGAGGAUCCAAGAAGAGAGGAAUUCAUUUUAAAGUGUUCUGAAAUGGUUGGUCUUGUUAUGAACUCAAUUCCUAUGGAUCAAGCUGCAGAUGAAAUGGUCAAGAAAUUCAUGCAUGAUAGACAUGUGUCGAGUGGUCUUUCAAUUUUGAGAGAAAAAUCAAAUAAGGAUCAACAAAUUAGUGAGGCAACUGUUUCAAAGUUGAAGGUCAGACUUGCCACUGCUAACACUGCUCACAUUGUUAUUGAUAAUUUAUCGGAGGAGAAAUCUGAAAACCAAGAAGAGGAAGAAGAAGUCUUUUCAAUUAUUUAUUCAUCUCAAAAUACCAGAGUUUACCAUGAAGUUGAACUCCAACAUUUGGACUUGGACGGAAUCUUCUUGGAAGCUGUUCAAACCAUUUUUACUGCCUAUCCAAAGAGUGUCAAGGUUGCUGAUCUUCCAAACCUUUCAGAUGAAGAAAAGGUCAUGUUGAUCGAACAAUUAGUGGGAGAAAAAAUUGUUGAACUUGCUUAA
Messenger RNA from Naegleria gruberi, 1629 nucleotides. RefSeq lists its product as uncharacterized. The transcript has a single exon. Lineage: Eukaryota; Heterolobosea; Eutetramitea; Acrasida; Naegleriidae. Bases 1 to 1629 code for a protein of 542 amino acids. The record is from RefSeq and is a predicted model, not a curated record. Gene Ontology annotation, cellular component: nucleolus. Gene Ontology annotation, molecular function: histone H3K4 demethylase activity; histone H3K36 demethylase activity.